AUGGCUAAGCGCACGAAGAAAGUUGGCAUUGUUGGCAAGUACGGCACGCGUUACGGCGCGUCGCUCCGUAAGGUUGUGAAGAAGACCGAGGUGAGCCAGCACUCGAAGUUCUUCUGCGACUUCUGCGGCAAGUACGGCAUGAAGCGCCAGGCUGUUGGCAUCUGGUGCUGCAAGGGGUGCAACAAGACCAAGGCGGGUGGUGCGUACAGCCUCAACACCGGCGGUUCCGUCACUGUGCGAUCCACCAUCCGUCGUCUCCGCGAAGCGACCGAGAAGUAA
Ostreococcus tauri is the source of this 279-nucleotide messenger RNA. Its product is annotated as Ribosomal protein L37ae/L37e. The record is from RefSeq and is a predicted model, not a curated record. The transcript has 2 exons. Gene Ontology annotation, cellular component: ribosome. The coding region runs from base 1 to 279 and encodes 92 amino acids. Gene Ontology annotation, biological process: translation. NCBI's taxonomy places the organism in Eukaryota, Viridiplantae, Chlorophyta, Mamiellophyceae, Mamiellales, Bathycoccaceae. Gene Ontology annotation, molecular function: structural constituent of ribosome.